UCCAAGUUUUAUAUAACUUGCUGAUGUGCUUCUUGGGACAAUUAAAUGGUGUACUUCUUGGACUCAAGAAUUACACUGCUCAUCAGAGAUAAAUUGCAAUGUUGAAGAAUCAAAAUUGAUUGUAGAAAGUUUAUGUUACCUGAGGGAAUGAUUCUUAAAUGUUAAUAUACCUGAUAAUCCCUUAAGGAGAAAGACUGAAAUGCAGAUUCCUGUUAGCAUUGCUAGACAAUUUGUUUCAAGAUCUGGGGAAGAUCCCAGGAAUCGGGUUUAAAAAAAAAAAAAAGACUCCCAAAUGAUUGUUUAUGCAUGGGGUUCACACAUUACUGUAUGAGAAAUAUUGACUUGACAUAGAAGUCUUUAUAAUGCACAGAUUUCUGAAAUGGUAUUAACUCGAAAGCACUUCAUGAAGUUGUUAAUUCGAACGCGUGGUGGCGGUACAGGCUAAGAGAAUGAACAAAAGCUGGCAGAUUCGAUAGACUCCAUUUCACCUAGAAGCCGUGGGGGAGGAGGGCGUGGACAGAACACAUUUACAGCUAGAACUAAGAUACGAGUGCUCAGGAAGGCAGUUAUCACCAUACAAGAUCUAAGAGCGAAUUCGAAAUUCUGUAGCAGAGACAUUUCGGUUCCAGGAGGGUCAACGGUGGACGUGUUAAUUGGGAGCUGAAAAGGUUUUUUCCUCUGGAAUCAGACACACCAAUAGGGAUGGCUCAAACAAAAAUACAGCACGAGAAAAGGCAAGUGACCAGCUUUAUUAUACUGAUGCUUUUGUGGGAGGCGGGUUCAGAAUCGAUUCAGUAUUCUGUGCUGGAGGAGACAGACAGCGGCACGUUUGUGGCCAAUUUGACAAAGGACCUGGGACUCAGUGUGAGAGAGCUGGCGGCGCGCGGCGCCCGGGUUGUUUUCAAGGGGAACAGACAGCAUUUGCAGCUGGACCCACGGACCCAUGAUUUGCUGUUAAAUGAGAAAUUGGACCGGGAAGAGCUGUGUGGCUCCACUGAGCCAUGUGUGCUCCCUUUCCAAGUGUUGCUAGAAAACCCUGUGCAGUUUUUUCAAGGUGAACUACAGCUGCAAGAUGUAAAUGACCAUGCCCCAGAAUUCUUGGAAAAUGAAAUCCUCCUGAAAAUCUCAGAAAGCAGCCAUCCAGGGACUGCAUUUCCUUUGAAAAUAGCUCAAGAUUUGGACGUAGGCAGCAACACAGUUCAGAACUACACAAUUAGCACCAACUUCCAUUUCCACCUUUUCACUCGCAAUCACAGCGACGGUAGGAAAUACCCGGAGCUGGUGCUGGACAAAGCGCUGGACCGUGAGCAGCAGCCUGAGCUCAGAUUAACCCUCACAGCGCUGGAUGGUGGGGCGCCGCCCAGGUCUGGGACUUCCCAGGUUCUCAUCAUAGUCCUGGACAUCAAUGACAACACCCCUGAAUUUGCUCAGGAGAUCUACGAGGUGCAGAUACCAGAGAACAGCCCUAUAGGCUCCCUUGUCAUCACCGUCUCCGCUAGAGAUUUAGAUACUGGAACCCACGGGGAGCUAUCCUACUCAUUUUUCCAAUCUUCAAAUCAAGUUAUUCAGGCUUUUGAAAUAAACGCAGUGACAGGAGAAAUUCGAUUAAAAAAAAUGUUAGAUUUUGAAGAAAUUCAGUCUUACCGAAUGGAAAUUGAAGCCUUAGACGGUGGGGGUCUUUCAGGAAAAUGCACCAUAGCCGUAGAACUGGUGGAUGUAAACGACAACACCCCUGAACUGGCCAUGUCAUUACUCACCAGUGAUAUCCCAGAAAACUCCCCUGAGACUGUGGUCGCUAUUUUCGGAAUUUCAGAUCCAGACUCCGGGGACAAUGGAAAAAUGAUGUGUUCCAUUCAAGACCAUCUCCCCUUCCUUUUGAAACCUACUGUAGAUAAUUUCUACACCCUGGUAACAGACGAGGCAUUGGACAGAGAGAACCGAGUCGAAUACAAUGUCACCAUCACCGUCACUGAUUUGGGUACCCCUAAGCUGAAAACUGAGCACAGCAUAACCGUGCGGGUCUCCGACGUCAAUGACAACGCGCCAAACUUCACCCAAACCUCCUACACCCUGUUCGUCCGAGAAAACAACAGCCCCGCCCUGCACAUCGGCAGCGUCAGCGCCACUGACAGAGACUCGGGCACCAACGCCCAAGUCACCUACUCGCUGCUGCCUCCCCAGGGCACGCACCUCCCCCUCGCCUCCUUGGUCUCCAUCAACGCCGACAACGGGCACCUGUUCGCGCUCAGGGCCCUGGAUUACGAGGCCCUGCAAGCGUUCGAGUUCCGCGUGGGCGCGGCCGACGCGGGCUCCCCGGCGCUGAGCAGCGAGGCGCUGGUGCGCGUGGUGGUCGUGGACGACAACGACAACUCGCCCUUCGUGCUGUACCCGCUGCAGAACGGCUCUGCGCCCUGCACAGAGCUGGUGCCCAGGGCGGCCGAGGCGGGCUACCUGGUGACCAAGGUGGUGGCGGUGGACGGCGACUCGGGCCAGAACGCCUGGCUGUCCUACCAGCUGCUCAAGGCCACGGAGCCCGGGCUGUUCGGCGUGUGGGCGCACAACGGCGAGGUGCGCACCGCCAGGCUGCUGAGCGACCGCGACGCGCCCAAGCACAGGCUCGUCGUGCUGGUCAAGGACAACGGCGAGCCGCCGCUCUCGGCCAGCGUCACGCUGCACGUGCUGCUGGUGGACGGCUUCUCCCAGCCCUACCUGCCGCUCCCGGAGGCGGCCCCGGACGAGGCCCAGGCCGACUCGCUCACCGUCUACUUGGUCAUUGCCUUGGCCUCGGUCUCGUCGCUCUUCCUGUUCUCGGUGCUGCUGUUCAUCGCGGUGCGGCUGUGCGGGAGGCGCAGGGCGGCCUCGGUGCCUGAGGGCCACUUUCUGGGCCACUUGGUGGACGUGAGCGGCACCGGGACCCUGUCCCAGAGCUACCAGUACGAGGUGUGUCUCAUGGGAGAUUCUGGGACCAGCGAGUUCAAGUUCCCGAAGCCGAUUAUCUCCAAUUUCCCACCCCAGAGCAUUCGUAGGGAAGGCGAAGAGACUAUCUCAUUUCGGAAUAAUUUGGAUUUCUGAUAUGGAAUGAAAAUUAAAAGUGUCUGUGAAUAUAAUCCUACUAAGGAAUUCUUCCUGAUCUUCCUGUAGAGAGCUUUCACAUUAUUUCAUGUACUCUGAGUGUAAAAGAAGGACUUCUGCCCCAAUAAGCCCUCCACAAAGCUUGGAAUUUAUUGUCAUAUUUUAUCUUAAACAAUUUUGCCUCAUGUGUAGCCUAUUACAUAAUAAAAUCUUAGUUUGAGACGUU
Molecule: messenger RNA, 3298 nt
Organism: Choloepus didactylus (southern two-toed sloth)
Lineage: Eukaryota; Metazoa; Chordata; Mammalia; Pilosa; Megalonychidae
Product: protocadherin beta-17-like
Exons: 2
Coding region: 703-3072 (789 amino acids)
Biological process (GO): homophilic cell-cell adhesion
Cellular component (GO): plasma membrane
Molecular function (GO): calcium ion binding
Source: RefSeq, a predicted model, not a curated record